Saprolegnia parasitica CBS 223.65 is the source of this 617-nucleotide messenger RNA. RefSeq lists its product as hypothetical. Bases 35 to 586 code for a protein of 183 amino acids. The transcript is spliced from 5 exons. The record is from RefSeq and is a predicted model, not a curated record. Lineage: Eukaryota; Oomycota; Saprolegniomycetes; Saprolegniales; Saprolegniaceae.
CCAGUCCCAAGUCCAAAAGAUCGAGCGAUCGACGAUGGCGCUGGCCGACAUGAGUGCGAUGACGGACGCCAUGCAGGAUGAGCUCGCGACCUUCGUCAUUGCCUACGCGGGAGCUCCUCAGGACCAUGACAUGGCGACCUUUGCCUCGGGAUUUGCAGCCGCUCACAACAUGAACCUCACGCCGCUCAAGCACAUCCUCCAAGACACUUUGGCCAUCCUUUCGACCGCCAUCACCGGCCAGGCGUCGUCUGCUGAUCUCGUUGCAGCGCUAUUGGCAGCAGGCGUGAAUGAGGCGACAGCAAAGCGCUUUGGCGUGCGAUGGACGGCGACAUCCCAUGCAUCAGGCCGCAGCCUCCAGCUCGUCCAUUCCGAGCUCAUCGAUAUGACGUGGAAGCUUGGCAUCACGACGGCUACGAACCUUCUACCAUCGGUCGGUGCUCCAUUUGUCGUCUUGACGUUUGUUCUGCAGCCGCGUGGCACGUCGCUGCGGUCGACCGAGACACUGGAGCUGUCGCUGCCCAUGUUUUACCAAUUCCUCGCCAACGUCGAGGCCCUUCAAGCCCACCUGUCGUUUCUCCAGACCUAAUCGGAACCACGCCGUUUUCGUUUCGCAGGCC